Messenger RNA from Aureobasidium subglaciale EXF-2481, 945 nucleotides. RefSeq lists its product as uncharacterized. The transcript has a single exon. The coding region runs from base 1 to 945 and encodes 314 amino acids. NCBI's taxonomy places the organism in Eukaryota, Fungi, Ascomycota, Dothideomycetes, Dothideales, Saccotheciaceae. The record is from RefSeq and is a predicted model, not a curated record.
AUGCCUAUCCUUGUUUCCUCUCUCUUGGGCACCGCUGUGGGUUCUGCAGUAGUCUACUUCACAUCACCCACACUUGCUGGUGUUCUUGCCGGAUCGGCACUUAACUGGAUCACGAUUCACUCCUUGGCAAUUGACGCUCUCUUCGCUAUUUUGAUCUGCUUCUUUAUCCUCUGCUAUCUGGAGACAAAGUGGAUCGCUGUCAACCAAUCUUUCCCAUACACAUUCCACCUCAAGAACAAUCUCGGAAAAUCUUCUUUCGACUUCCAGUUGGUUGUGUUCGAGCUCUGGCACACCAACAAGCUGAACAGAUAUGGCCACAUGGUCUGCUUGUUCUGUGAACAAUUUCUCUGGCUGUACAUUAUCAGGAUCACUUUCGGUAUCUCCGGUCUAGCAUUGACCAAUGUCGCUCUGGGUAUGCAAGCAUUCUCUUUCGGAGAUCUCAGACUCGGCUUUGGAUCCGCUGCUUUCAAUGCUGCUUACUCAUUGCUCGGCAUGUGGGCCUUUGAUGGUUUCGCGCCAGUAGCGGCGAUCGACAUCUGUAAGAUUGCCCUUUUCUGGGUUGUUGUUGUGCGCACUGCCGUACAUGCCGCCGAGCCUCUUCCCCCAGUCUACGACAGUGAGACAGACUCCUUCGGUGAGACAUGGGGUGAUGAUGGGUAUCACUUAAUCUUCAGGAAGCCUUUCUCAGCUCUGUGGCUGUUCAUUCUUGGCAUCGUCUCUGAGCUUGCUUCUGGCGUGCCUGGACGUCUGUUCGGCACUGCACUCUACAAGGCCCUGUACCGUGCUGGCGGCUUUCGCAGCAGCACACUCAAGGGCGUAGACACCGCCAGAGAGGAGGCCUUGUCGACAUUGAAGAAUGGCUGGGCCUCGAAUGAGAUGCUCGCGCCGUACUUCCUCAAGUCCUCGUCUGUCGUCAUCACAGAGAAGCUCCCUCUGGAGUGCUGA